This is a messenger RNA of Papaver somniferum (opium poppy), 867 nucleotides long. RefSeq lists its product as uncharacterized. Lineage: Eukaryota; Viridiplantae; Streptophyta; Magnoliopsida; Ranunculales; Papaveraceae. The transcript has a single exon. The record is from RefSeq and is a predicted model, not a curated record. Bases 1 to 867 code for a protein of 288 amino acids.
AUGAUGCAAAAGUUGAUUGACGCAGGAGAUCUUAAACAAUAUGUACAGAGGACUAGCACCGAAGAAAGGGCUAAACGGAGCAAGCAGGUUCAGCUACCUGAAGGAAACCGCACCCUUAACACCAUCUCAUGUUCUGAGACCACGGGGCCAUCUCUAACUGCCCAGAUAGGUAAAAGAUUGAGAAAGCAGUUUGAAGACUAUUGUGAGCUGUACAAAAUCGACGGGGAAGAAGUGGAUGAACACGAACAAUGGAUGGACGCACCAAUGGUCUUCGACACGGACGACGUCGAAGAAGAUAUGGAGGACCAUAACGACCCUCUAGUUCUCACGCUGCCAGUAGCCGGGUGCAACAUCAAGAAGAUCCUCAUCGAUGGAGGAAUCUCAGUCAACGUUUUAUUCUAUGAUAAAUUCAAACGAAUGGAACUCAACGAUGAACAACUGUUAUCUUCGUACUACACUAUCUACGGUUUUAACGGAGCAGCCACGAAGCCUUUAGGAGACAUUGUCCUGCAAGUAGACGCAGGGCCAAUGAAGGUCGACACCCGGUUCAGUGUGGUGGAUUCAUCAUCACCUUAUAAUGCCAUAAUUGGCCGAGGAUGGGUACACAAACUCAAGGGAGUAGCGGCUACUUACCACCAAUACCUUAGGUUUCCAACUCCCCAAGGGGUAAUGGAAAUAAAAGGAGACCAGGUCAUUGCGCGAGAAUGUCAAACUUUGCAGAAUCAGCUUAAUAACGAACAGGAUGAGCAGCGAAAGUCCCGAAGAUCUCAAAACAAAGAAGCUGCAAAAGAGAAAGCGAUCGACACCUAUCUGGAAGAAAUCUCUGGCAGAAGCCUUUCAAAGGAGAAUACGGUUGGAAACGCAUAG